AUGUAUUAUCACGAACGUUUUUGUCAAUGGUUAGGGCAUUUAAAACUGUCCCGUGUAAUAUUAUUAGUUUUAGUUAUAUUAUUUGUGGUGCCUCUGUUUACACAUUACUACUUGUCUAAGUAUGAUGAAUCAGGUGCACUGGCAAGUAAUCCCAUGCGACAUACUCUAGAGGUGCUUGGUGACAUGUCAACCAUGAAUGCUGCUGACCUGAAGCUAAGGAUUGAAGAAAUGCUCAGAAUUAAGGCUUCAGUAUCUACUGAACUACGUGAAUUGGAAGCCAAACGCGGAAGGCUCCAACGUGAAGCUGCAGCUGCUAGUGCAAAAGCUGAUAGCGCCAAAGCCGAGCACGCGCGUGCGGCCGCCGAAUUACAGCGCUUGCGUGUGUCGGCUGACCAGGCGCGCCUUGCUCAGCUUGAGGCAAUACGUCGAGAUUCGCCAGAACUUGCCCCUCCAACGCAAAUAGUUCCUUCUCGUCCACCUCCUAUCCUACCUCCAAUGAGUCCAGACACGGAAGUACAUUGUCGUAUGUUUUCCUGUUUCGAUCAUUCUCGUUGUUCGUUAACAUCAGGAUUUCCUGUCUACCUUUACGAUCCUGACGUCUUUGCACCGUUGACAGGCGCCGAAGUUGAUGGUUUUCUUAAAACUACUUUACGACAAACAUUAGGAUACAACACGCACAUAACGAAUAAUCCAAAUGAGGCGUGCGUCUUUCUAGUCAUUAUGGGCGAGGCAUUUCCUUUUCACAAAACAUCCUCGAAUACUGGAGAUACUUACAAACUAUUAUUGAAUGAGACGGCAGUCAAAAACUUGCCUUAUUGGGGCGGGGAUGGCCGUAACCACAUUCUGUUAAAUAUGGCUAGACGUGAUUUAUCAGUAGGUUCCGGCGACGCUUUCAGAGGAGCGUCGACAGGACGAGCUAUGAUCGCUCAGUCUACAUUUACGCAUGAACAGUUUCGACCAGGAUUUGAUAUAGUAACACCGCCUGCGCUCGGUCCUCCUGGAGGUGAUGUGUGGUCCGAUUGCGCACCAAUAGCGCCCGCUCGAAGGAAAUAUUUACUGAGCUUUCAGGGUUCUCAACCACCGCCGAAAGGAGUAGACAAGGAUCACGAUAAAUCCUUGAUAGAGGCGUUGCAAAAAAUGGUCAGCAUCGCGCCCUCUACGGACUUGUUUUUACUGCAGUUUGAGUGCGAUCCUCCUGUUGAGAAACGAGCCAUACUUCCAAUUGGCGACUGGGCUCUUUGUGGAACCGAUCGAUCUCGCCGUGCAGUAUUGAGAGAUUCGACUUUCGCUCUUGUGCUAGCACCAGCGGAUCGUACUUAUGCUUCAACUGCCCUGCUCCAGGCCAGAAUGUACGAAGCACUCAGAUCUGGAGCAAUCCCAGUGUUGCUGGGUGGUGACAGCAUUCGGCUACCCUAUGAUGAGGUCCUUGACUGGCGACGAGCUGUAUUAUCAUUACCAAGAGCACGAGUUCCCGAAUUACACUUCCUACUUCGCGCAUUAGGUGACGCUGAUCUUCUGGCGCUGCGACGACAAGGCCGCGUUCUGUGGGAACGCUACUUAAGUUCAGUUCAAGCAACAGUGGACACUUUAUUAGCAACUGUUAGAACGAGGCUACAUAUACCUCCGCGUCCCGCGGUGCCCACGUCAGCCACGCCCGCCUUUAACGAUUCAUUUACUCCACCCCGUUUAGAACCACCAGCGGUUGACGCUGAGCCAGAAGAAACUUUAGGGCCCUUAGAAGCACCUUACGCAAGCCCAGCAUAUAGACGAAAUUACUCUGUAGCGUUACUACAUGGCUAUGAGCUCUGGAACGAAUGGGGGGAACCAUUUGCUCUAUUUCCUCAGUUACCCUGGGAUCCUGUUGUGACAUCGGAGGCCAGGUUCCUGGGUUCUGCGGCAGGAUUCAGACCUGUGGGAGCGGGUGCUGGGGGCUCGGGACGUGAGUUCAGCGAAGCACUUGGAGGUGACCGUCCCCGUGAACAGUUUACUAUAGUGAUACUUACGUAUGAAAGGGAAGCUGUAUUGGCAGCCGCAUUAGCGAGGCUUCGGGGGUUGCCGUACUUGAAUAAGGUUGUAGUAGUGUGGAACGGCCCGUCGUCCCCAAGUGCUAUGACGUCGUGGCCUGAAAGCGGAGCGCCCAUAGCAGUCGUUCGGGCGACACGCAACUCACUUAACAAUCGCUUUCUGCCAUAUCAUCUCAUAGAUACUGAGGCCGUACUCUGUGUGGAUGAUGACGCUCAUCUUAGACAUGACGAGAUUGUUUUUGCAUUCAGAGUGUGGCGAGAGCAUCGUGAUCGAAUCGUCGGCUUCCCAGGUCGAUACCACGCCUGGGAUCUCAACUUCAACAAUGGUUUUCUUUAUAACUCCAAUUACAGCUGCGAGUUAUCGAUGGUCCUGACGGGCGCCGCGUUCGUUCACCGCUACUACCUGUGGGCCUACUGGCGCACGUUGCCGGCCGCCAUACGGGACUACGUCGACGAGUUCAUGAACUGCGAGGAUAUUGCCAUGAAUUUCUUAGUUUCACACAUCACUAGGAAACCACCAGUCAAGGUGACGUCACGGUGGACCUUCCGAUGUCCCGGGUGUCCGGUAACAUUAUCUGCAGAUGAGACCCACUUCCACGAGAGACAUAAAUGUAUACAGUUCUUCUCACAGGUAAUGGGCUACACGCCUCUUCUAUCGACGCAGUACCGCGCAGAUUCAGUGCUCUUCAAGACGCGGAUACCGCACGACAAACAGAAAUGUUUCAAGUUCAUUUAA
Arctia plantaginis is the source of this 2760-nucleotide messenger RNA. The record is from the annotation of a GenBank genome assembly. Lineage: Eukaryota; Metazoa; Arthropoda; Insecta; Lepidoptera; Erebidae.